AGUUUAGUUAGGCUAUAUAUCCAUUUGUUGACACGCUUGAAACUGGAAAUACGCCAAUAAUGACGUUUGAUUUAAUGACAUUUAUAUGACAUAUAGCCUAGCCUACUACAUUAAUGUGCAAAAAAUAAUCUCAAUUUAGGCACUAAAGUCAUUUAAAAGGGUUUUAUUUAUUUUAAAAUAUCAACAUUGACUUGUUUUCUUACUAUUCUUUCGAAUGCAUUUUAGAUCGCAUGAUCGCAUGAUUACAAAAAGUUAGCGGUUUCUUUCAAAUGAAGCGCUUUGAUUUUCAAAAGGGUUUGGGGUUGUCAUGGUAGAUCAUUGAUCGAUAUUGCGUCCACGAGGUGUGUUUCAUGAGGUGAUUACACCACAUGAAACACAUGAGACAUAAACGAGUGACUUGGAGCAUGUUCAAACCCUCGUGUCGUUCCAAGUUUCUUUCUUCAACAAAAAAGGCUGAAUUUUGAGGAAUGACAUACACCUUGUUUACAUACGACGGAUUGAAUAAUCAUCUGCUUUUGGUUCGACAGAAGAAAUGUAGUCGUCUGGGGUUUGAAAAACGGUGAUAUGACAAGUUUCAUUUCUGUUCUAUGCCACGUGACCAAACGAACCCACUCUGGAUUUUACUGUCAAAUUCCAAAAACGGUCUUGAACAAAAUGCAUGGAUUCUCAAAGGCUGACACAAUGAUGAAAGAAUGUGUGUGCAUGCUGGUGUCGUUCAGAGGAUAGUGCCAAUGCUACUGAAAAUUUUUUAUCUUAAGGCCUCAAAGCAUUGCAAAGAAUGAGAAGAUUGUGGAAUUGCCUCAAACUGAGACAUAUGAUAUUUAUCGUUUUAACGCUGGCACUUCUUAUAUGUUGCUUCAGAAUCACAAUAGUAAAUGAAGGAGAACAGGAAACAGGACAGUCUGAGAGGCCGCGGCUGACAGUGCGAUAUAACAUUAAUUGCACAGCAAUAUAUGAAAUGGAACCAGUGGAAUUGGGCAAAACUUUAGAAAUUCGCAAGCAAAAAAGCUACAUAGGGCCUACCGAUGAGGCUGUUGUGAAUGCCACCUCUGACUGUGAUCAGUUUGUUAUGUCAAGGGGCUAUGAUAAGAUUCAAGGCUCUGACUUUGAGCGUGAAUUUCCCCUUGCUUUUUCUUUGGUCGUUCACCAGGAUGCGGCUCUUGUGGAGAGGUUGCUAAGGGCCAUUUAUAUGCCGCAUAACAUAUACUGCAUACAUUAUGAUCUGAAGUCCUCAGAUGACUUUAUUUCAGCAAUGAAAGGUCUGGCCCGCUGCAUCCCCAACGUCUUCAUUGCCUCAAAAUUGGAGAGGGUGCAGUACGCAGGAAUCUCACGACUCAAGGCGGAUCUUAAUUGCUUGUCUGACCUCCUAUAUUCUGAGGUCAAAUGGAAGUAUGUCAUCAACCUCUGUGGUCAGGACUUUCCACUGCGGGCAAAUGCUGAGCUGGUGUCAGAUCUAAAAGAGCUGAAAGGCAGGAACAUGGUGGAGAGCAAGAAGCCUGGAGGAAAGACAGGUCGCUGGAGUGUUCAUUAUUUACUAAAAGAUAAUAACUCACAGUAUUAUGAGUCUCCUGUAAGCACCCCUGAGAUGAAAUCUCCACCUCCUCACAACAUAGAAAUGUUUGUGGGCAGCGCAUACUUCACGCUUUCAAGAGAAUUUGUGGUUAUUGUUCACCAGAGUUCGCUAGUCAGGGAUUUCUUGACUUGGUGUGAGGAUACAUACUCACCUGAUGAACAUUUCUGGGCAACUCUGAUUCGUGUGCCUGGAGUACCAGGGGAAGUACCAAGAUCGGAUCCUGAGAUCUCAGAACUGAUCAGUAAAACCCGCCUGGUGAAGUGGUCAUAUCUAGAAACGAUUCUUUAUCCACCAUGCACUGGAGUCAGUAUACGUUCUGUAUGUAUUUAUGGUGCUGCUGAGCUCAGAUGGCUGCUAAACUACGGCCACUGGUUUGCUAACAAAGUCGAUCCAAAAGUGGAUCCUGUUCUUACAGAAUGUUUAGAAGAGAUACUUUCAGAAAAACAGCCAAAAUUGCAGUGAGAAGGACAUAUUUUUCAGGAUUUGUAUAACUUACUUUGAAAAUGCACUUGUUUUGAAUGUACUGUAUGUAUAUUUGUGUGAUUCAGUCAGCACGAAGUGCAAUCCUUAGUUUUAGGGUUUGAAAGGCAUUUGAGCAAAGUUAUGAAUGAAUAGUUCACAAAAAGAAAAAUAACAAAUUAGAUUAAUAUGUAUUGAUUUCCAGGCUAUCCAAUAUGUAAAUGAGUUUGUUUCUUCAUCCAAACAAAUUUGGAGAAAUUUGGCAUCACAUUACUUGGCCACCAAUGGAUCCACUUCAGUAAAUGGGUGCCGUCGGAAUGAGAGUUCAAAAAGCUGAUAAACACAUCACAAUAAUAUACAAAUAAUUCACAUAACUCCAGUCCAUCAGUUAAAUUCUUUUGAAGUGAAAAGCUAUGUGCUUAUGAGACAUUAAAUCCAUCAUUAAGGCAUUUAAAUCUUGAAAAAUAAGAGUCUGUAAUGCAUAGAUGCGUCCUCUAGUGAAAAAAAUCCAUCCUUUGUUGACUUCCCACAUCAAAUCCACUGUCAUAUUUGUUUAGAGCUGUUUUAAACUUGCAGGAGGAUGGCCUGAGAGUGAGUACAUUUUCGGCAAAUAUAUAUAUAAAUAUAUAUUCUAAUUUAUUUAGGCUCAGAGAAAUGACUUAAAGAAACUCGAACAACAAUUCACUGGAAAUGAAUUUGCAUGUGUUCUCUGGUUAGUCUUUGGUCAGAAUCACGAGUAAACACAACCCCAAAAAAGAACUAGACACCAUUUGCAUGUUGCAAUUUCUCCACUUGCGGGCUGGUUUUGAAGGCUUGUAAGAAUGCAGCAGACUUCCUUUGAUCUGACACACACCACUGGUGCUAUACCAAUCCAAAUACCUAAAUAAUUCCUUUAACAUUUAAAAAGAGUGCUCAACUAUCAUUUGACUGCUGCCAUAUAUAUAUUUGAUGUUAGUGAGUGAGUCCCAGGUUUUGAGGAAAAACCACAGACAAUCUCUUGUGAAUUUACCUCUGAGCAUUGAACUCUUUUUGUUGAUUUUAUCAGAAUGUAAAUACUGAAGAAUUUAAUCUUGUAGACUAUAUACAUAUAUAUAUA
This is a messenger RNA of Carassius auratus (goldfish), 3128 nucleotides long. Its product is annotated as beta-1,3-galactosyl-O-glycosyl-glycoprotein beta-1,6-N-acetylglucosaminyltransferase 4. NCBI's taxonomy places the organism in Eukaryota, Metazoa, Chordata, Actinopteri, Cypriniformes, Cyprinidae. Gene Ontology annotation, cellular component: membrane. The record is from RefSeq and is a predicted model, not a curated record. The transcript has 3 exons. Gene Ontology annotation, molecular function: acetylglucosaminyltransferase activity. The coding region runs from base 779 to 2035 and encodes 418 amino acids.